CCCACAAGCAGCAUCCGCACACUCCCAAUUCCCCUCGAGCGCCGCAGCGAGCCCAAGAAGCCGACCGCCGAGCCCCCUCUCCAGUCCAGUCCGCGGUCUCGGUUUCUUGCUUGCCCGGCGCCCAAUCUUCAGAGAGAGCUCCUUCUCGUCGUCUGUCUCCAUGGCCGCCUCGACCAAGACCGUCGCCGUCCUCCUCGCCGCGGUGCUCCUCGCGCUGGUCGCGUCCGCGGCAGCCAGCAGGAAGCUGGAGGAGGACGCACUUCUGGGAAGCCUGGCCCCAGCCCCCGCGCCGGCCGUUGGCGGUGCCGCGGGGCUGCCUGGCGGCAAGCCGGGGGCGUGGGCCGUCGCCGCUCUGGUCUCUCUCGUCGCCUUCCUCGUGAUCUGAGGGCGUGGGGAUCGUGCUGCGCAUCGCGGGAGAUGGAGGGACGAAUCCUGCGAUCUGGAUCGCAGAGAGAGAGGAGAGGGGGAUAUUUAUGUUCGUUCUGUUUGUUCUAGGGUGCCUCUCUUUUGCCUGUAUAAGAGAGGAUCAUGAUUUUUUUUAUAUAAUAAUACCGUUUAUUUGUCAUUCUUUUUAUAAUAU
Zea mays is the source of this 580-nucleotide messenger RNA. RefSeq lists its product as uncharacterized. The transcript has a single exon. Lineage: Eukaryota; Viridiplantae; Streptophyta; Magnoliopsida; Poales; Poaceae. The record is from RefSeq and is marked validated. Bases 161 to 385 code for a protein of 74 amino acids.